AUGAACAAAGUAAAGUCCAAGUUUGGCCGCGCUGGACGAACCUCAACUAGUGACGCACGCAACAACCAGAUGAAUCGUGGUUCCAACUAUGGCGCCAAUGGCGAUGCCGACGAGAACACGCCUCUGGUCAACGAGAGCACAUCGCGUCUGGGCAACAUGAAGAGCUUGCGCACGCGCGUGGCAUCGUACCGCGAAGACGACAGAGCCUGGGUCAGCUAUCCCAUGAGCUUCCUCUACAUCACCUGGGCCGUCCUCGCCAGCAACUACGUCAACGUCCUGCUCGUCUUUGUCCCUGUCGGAAUUGCCCUUGGAGCCUUGGGCAUGAACCCCACCGCUGUAUUUGUUGUCAACUUCCUGGCCAUUGUUCCUCUUGCUGCUCUCCUGAGUUUCGCUACCGAGGAGCUCAGUGUGAAGCUGGGUCAGACAAUUGGUGGUCUCAUGAAUGCGACUUUCGGUAACGCUGUCGAGUUGAUUGCCAGUAUGCUCGGCAGUAUCCUCUCCAAUAUCCUCUUGGUUUUGGGCUGCUGUUUCCUUUGCGGCGGCUGGAGACACCAGGAGCAAUCCUUCAACUCGACUGUUGCCUCGACCAUGUCCUCCCUGAUGGCUGUCGCUUCCGCGUCCCUCAUCAUUCCCGCCACUCUCUACGCCGCUCUCGCCAAUUCCAAGGAGAGCAACCACGCUACUGACGAUAACAUCCUCAUCUUAUCUCACGGAACCGCCAUCAUCAUGCUCAUUCUUUACUGCCUCUAUCUUUUCUUCCAGCUCAAGACUCACGCCAACCUGUUUGACGAGGAACAGCAAGAUGGAGAGGAGGACAAGGAGCCCGAGGUCUUGAAGCCUAUCCCUGCGGCCGUCGCACUUGUCCUUAUCACGAUUGCUGUUGCCGUCUGUGCCGAAUACCUGGUCGACUCAAUCGAUGCCAUUGUUGAAGAGGCGCAUAUCUCGAAGACUUUCAUUGGUCUGAUUCUUCUGCCGAUUGUCGGAAAUGCAGCAGAACACGUCACGGCGUGUGUUGUCGCAUACAAGAAUAAGAUGGACCUUGCGAUUGGUGUUGCGAUUGGAUCUUCGCUCCAGAUUGCUCUGUUCGUUACUCCUUUCCUUGUCCUUCUCGGAUGGGCCAUGGGACAGCCCAUGACUCUUCACUUCCAGAUGUUCGAGACUGUCGUCUUCUUUGUCAGUGUUCUCGUGGUUAACUACCUGAUUGCGGAUGGAAAGAGCAACUACCUCGAAGGAGCUAUGUGCAUUGGUACGUACAUCAUCAUCGCGCUGGCCAUGUGGGUGUACCCCGACAAUGCUGGCGACCCGAUCUCGAAGCCUAAGCUCUUCUAA
Messenger RNA from Aureobasidium vineae, 1329 nucleotides. Lineage: Eukaryota; Fungi; Ascomycota; Dothideomycetes; Dothideales; Saccotheciaceae. The record is from the annotation of a GenBank genome assembly.